AUGGAGCGUUGGGCAAAAUUAACUUCUAAUUCUAUUGAUAAAUUCCAAAUUGAACUUGAAAAAAAGAAAAACACAUUUGAUUAUCCUGAUGCUCUGUCAGAUAUGAGAAUUUGCACAUCUUCCGAAGAACAAUUAGAAAAUGCACAAACAUUAACAGAUUGA
This is a messenger RNA of Entrophospora sp. SA101, 162 nucleotides long. Lineage: Eukaryota; Fungi; Glomeromycota; Glomeromycetes; Entrophosporales; Entrophosporaceae. The record is from the annotation of a GenBank genome assembly.